AUGACCAAAGUCGAACAAGCUUUAAACGACAAAGUAUUGGAGCUACAGGAUCAAAUUCAGGAGGUCAUGAGAGGAAAGAACCUAGCCCCAAAUCAUGACUUCCACUUCACUACUGAUCUGGCCUUUACUGAUGAGAUUCAGGCAGAACCACUGCCAAAGGGAUUCAAGAUGCCGGCCAUUGAGCAGUAUGCGGGCACGGCGGAUAUAGAAAAUCACCUGGAAACUUUUAAGUCAUUGAUGUUCUUUCAAGGCACCUUGGAUGCAAUAAUGUGUAGAGCAUUCCCCUCUACCUUGAAGGAGGCAGCGAGACAAUGGUUCACGCGCCUCCGGCCACGUUCCCUGACCAACUUCGUGGAGCUUGGACGGGCUUUUCUGGCACACUUCGUGAGUAGCAGGAUCCAUAAGAAGACAACUGCCAAUCUCUUGGCUAUAAAGCAGUGCCCCGAUGAGUCUACCAGGGACUUUCUCACGAGAUUCAACAAGGAGGCACUGGAGGUGCGAAACUUAGUCCAAAUCAUGAAGUUUCAGGCUCUGUGCAGCGGCAUCAGGGAUGUCGAGUUAAAGAGGUCCUUGAUUAUGGACGAACUAGCAGACAUGUAUGAAAUUUUCUCAUGCUGCAAAAAGCACAUCAAUCUGGCCAAAAUCCUUGCAGCCGAGCAAGAAAAAGAAGGCAAACUCGAGAAGAAAGGUCAAGAAAAGAAAGAUGCUCAGGUUGGGGAGAACGGCCCAAAGCACGGCAGAGAACAGAAGUAG
This is a messenger RNA of Telopea speciosissima, 753 nucleotides long. RefSeq lists its product as uncharacterized. Bases 1 to 753 code for a protein of 250 amino acids. The record is from RefSeq and is a predicted model, not a curated record. The transcript has a single exon. NCBI's taxonomy places the organism in Eukaryota, Viridiplantae, Streptophyta, Magnoliopsida, Proteales, Proteaceae.